Molecule: messenger RNA, 3378 nt
Organism: Psilocybe cubensis
Lineage: Eukaryota; Fungi; Basidiomycota; Agaricomycetes; Agaricales; Agrocybaceae
Exons: 10
Coding region: 1-3378 (1125 amino acids)
Biological process (GO): carbohydrate metabolic process
Molecular function (GO): hydrolase activity, hydrolyzing O-glycosyl compounds; chitin binding
Source: RefSeq, a predicted model, not a curated record
AUGAAGCUCGCACUCGGUGCACCAAUCUGGCUGACGGCACUCCUUUUAAGUGUGGCCACGUCGGCACAAUUCACUUGCAGUCCCACCCAACCUUGCGAAAUUGGAUGUUGCACAAAGUUUGGCUCCUGUGGCUUAGGCCCAGACUCCUGUGGACCAGAGAACUGCAUAUCCAACUGCGAUCGCAAGUCUGACUGUGAUCCCGGUUGGGGUGCGCAGUGGUCCAACGCUGAGGAAUGUCCCCUAAAAGUUUGCUGCUCAAAAUUCGGAUUCUGCGGGACAACAUCAGACUUUUGUGGAAAUGCCACGGUAACUGCCCCUUCUUGCUCUGGCGGAUCUAGCUCUUCAAAACGGACCAUUGGGUAUUAUGAAGCUUGGAGUGUUACUCGUCCAUGCGACAAGAUGUAUCCAGAAAGCAUUCCAAUUGGCUCGUACACCCAUCUGAACUUUGCUUUUGCUUUCGUCAACCCAACCACAUUUGCUUUAUCACCGAUGAGCGACGCCGACCCUGCUUUGUACAAGCGCUUUACGGCACUUAAAAAUACCAAUCCGGGACUUCAAACCUGGAUUUCGAUUGGCGGGUGGUCCAUGAAUGAUCCAGACCAACCUACUGCUACUACUUUCUCUGACCUUGCUGGGUCGAGUGAUGCACAGUCCAAGUUCUUUGCAUCGGUAUUGUCAUUCUUGGAGACAUACGGCUUCGACGGUGUCGACAUUGAUUGGGAGUAUCCCGUAGCUCCAGAACGCUCUGGAAAGCCCGACGAUUACAAAAACUAUGUCACCUUCCUGCAGAACCUUAGAAAUGCCCUUCAUUCGACGGGGCACAAUUAUGGACUUACGAUCACAAUUCCAUCGUCGUUUUGGUACCUCCAACACUUUGAUAUCGUGAACAUUGAGAAGACGAUCGAUUGGUUCAACCUCAUGUCUUAUGACCUUCACGGUACUUGGGAUUCGACAAACAAAUUUUUGGGACCGUACAUUGCUGCCCACACCAAUCUUACGGAAAUUGAUGAAGCCUUGUCUCUCCUCUGGCGUAACAAAAUUAACCCAGACAACGUCGUACUGGGACUUGGAUUCUAUGGUCGUUCGUUUACCCUCGCUGAUCCUAGCUGUAAUACCCCUGGUUGUGUCUUCACUUCUGGGGGAGAUGCUGGCACAUGUACCCAAUCCGUCGGAACCCUCUCGUUCGCCGAAAUUCAACGCCUUGUCGCAGCAGGCGCCCAUGUCGCGACCGAUACUAAAGCUGCCGUCAAAAUGGUCACAUAUAAUAACAACCAAUGGGUAUCAUAUGACGAUUCUGACACUUUCAAGAUGAAGAUUGACUACGCCAACUCGCACUGUCUCGGUGGGACCAUGGUUUGGGCCUCUUCUACGGAUGACGCGAAGGGCAAUGCCGCCGGUGCUUUGUCCAAGUCAACUGGACGACAAGCUUUAUCGCUUCUAGCAACAAAACAAUCUGACCCCAUUACCUCGUGCCAGCUCGGCGAAUGUGGUAAAUCAUGCCCUGCGGGGUUAAGCCCUGCGCAGCGCAGCGACGGUAAGAAUAGGGGUAACACUGGGACCAACACCGGCUGUUCAGGCGACGAUAUGCGACUGUAUUGCUGCCCAAGCAACGACAUGCCAACUUGCACAUGGCGAGGUGGUGCGCCAUUCUGUAACGGGAAAUGUCAUGAUGGCGAAGUUGAAGUUACAUCAUCUACCACUGGAACUGGCGCGGAAUGUUGGACAGGACAUAAGGUCCUCUGCUGCCUCAAGACGGCUUCGGAUCAGGCUGUAUCGGAGUGCCAUUGGUCUGGAAGCGCGCCUAUUUGUUCUGCUCCAUUCAGCCAGGCUGGAUGCCCUGAUGGUCAAAAGGCCCUCACGAACAGUAAUUAUGGCGCUGGAGGUGAGCAACCGUGUGCGAUUGGUGACAAGUCAUUCUGCUGCGACCAACCUCCUCCAUACGAGAAUUGCGACUGGUAUUACCAUGGUGGAAAAUUCUUGGGUCAGAUUCCAUUUGUCUGUACUGGAACAUGUCCAGCCGGAAAGUCGGUUAUCGCAACCGAUCCUACUGGCUGCUGGAGCGGUUAUGGCGCGUUCUGUUGCGACAACCCUACAACUACAAAUGAUCCUUUAGUCGCUGAUUUCACAAAGCGAAUCCAGGCGUUUUCAUCUGAUGCAACCUGCAAAGUUGGACAGAUACAAUACUCUAGAGAGAUCGAUGAUAUUCUCUCCCGCCUCGACAAGCGGACGACACUGAGCAACGCUGAUAUGGCUCAAACUCUCCAGCAGCUCACGCAGCUCGUUUCUGGAAAUGGUCAAACCUAUCAACAGAACCUAAUGGAAUCUGCCUUUGAUACAAUCUACGGUGCGAGUCAUGGACUGUUUGUUUCGAAUAUAUCCUCAUACUUUGGCGACUGGCCAAAUAUGGAUCAACUUUCGCUAUCGGAGAGCUUGCUUUGCAUGGGGAAUGAUGCAAUCAACUUCUUAGCCGACUAUCAUAGCAGCCGAACCCAAGUUUGCACCAAUUCCUGUAACCUGGUCAGCAGACGAGAUACGAGUGCAUCCGACUUCUGGCAUAGAGGCUUUACCAGCUUUGAGAACAUUGACAAUGUCAGCUCGACAGCAUCGGAGAAGGCUUCCUUACUUUCGAGGAACCUGGGUGACAGUGAACACACAACCAACACAGGGCCCGACGGAGAACCAUCGUGGGGUUUCAUGGUGGAGGCCAUUCUGAACGGUCAAAUGACCAUUGAAUAUGAGCAGAUGAUUCUUGCAACAGGAUCUGGAUCUGAAGAAACCAUCCUUGAAGUCGUCUGGAAUCUACCCUCUGGAAGUGGGGCAGGAGGAAUUAACUCUAAUUUCCAAGACGAAAAUCCUUCCGAUGCACACACUAAUCCGGAUCGUUAUGUCGUUUUCCACUUCCACACCGAUCACAUUAGACAGGCAACGGCUACUCAUGGCGCUGCACCAGGUAUACAUGCCGUCGUCGCUUUCCACGGUCAAUUUAGACGGGGAAAUAACGGACGUGGGCGAGUUGACAAUCAGGAUCCCAAUCGCAAUCGUCGCGCCCGAGUUCUAAACUGUGGUAAUCAAAACGAUCUUUUCUGGUACCCGGGAGACGACAACGACAACGACAACCAUUUGAAUGAGUGGGCAGCGCUUAUGACUCGUUUCGGAAAUUACAUGAUCAACAAUGGAAUCAUGACUCUCGACACCUAUACAGGCUCCACUCGUGGGCAGCUUGUUUUAAAUCCUCCCGAUGACUGUGGACGACAGACAUUCAACUGGGGCGGAUAUCGUCAAAGUAGAAUGUUCCAACCGGGCAAUCCCAAUCAACCAGGUGGAAGUGGAUCCCAAAACCCCAACGGUGAUCCUGGUCAAGAUAACGACGGCGUCUAG